This is a messenger RNA of Rosa chinensis, 835 nucleotides long. Its product is annotated as heavy metal-associated isoprenylated plant protein 47. Gene Ontology annotation, molecular function: metal ion binding. The transcript is spliced from 3 exons. NCBI's taxonomy places the organism in Eukaryota, Viridiplantae, Streptophyta, Magnoliopsida, Rosales, Rosaceae. Bases 103 to 345 code for a protein of 80 amino acids. The record is from RefSeq and is a predicted model, not a curated record.
GUGAUAUCCUACUUCAUAUUUUGCAAUAGAUUCAUAGAGUUCUCCAUCCCAACUCAAAAAGCUAGCUAGCUAGUAUCCAUUUCACAGUACUCUAUCUCGAAGAUGAUGCAAAAGAUACUUGUGAAGUUGCAAGUUCAUUGCGACAAAUGCAGAACCAAGGCUAUGAAAAUUGCAGCAAGUGCACCUGGUGUAAACAAAGUGUCAAUACAAGGUGAACACAGAGAUCAUGUGGAGGUGAUUGGGGAUGGAUUUGAUUCGGUUUGCUUGACUAGGGCUUUGAGGAAGAGGCUUGGCUCUGCCAAUUUAGUCAAGGUUGAGCAAGUGAAAGGAUCCACAGAUAACUAAGUCGAGCUACUAUGGACAAAUAACUGCUCUCCUAUGUGACUUGUACCAUUUAAUUCCCCUGACAUUUCCAAAAGCGAUUUGUGUCUGUUUUUUGUGCAACAGGUGCAAGUGUCUUUUUCACAUAUGUAAUUGGCCUUUAUAUUCACAUGCCGGUCUUUCCGAACAACUCAUUCCAAAAACUGGUUUAUAUACUUAUGCUGGAAAAAUUAUCCGCCCCUACAUGCGACUCUAAGUGCGAUGUAGCGCGUGUGUGAAUGUGACGUAUUCUACUGCAUUGAAAAAUUAUAAUUAUGCACAAAAGAUUACAAGAGUAUAUUAGAAUUCUCAUGGUUUUAGGUUAGUUUUAGAUUAGAAGAACAAGACCAAAGUGAAAGCGAAUGAGUUCACUCAAUUAUCCCAUGGGUGAGACCGGUGUGGUAACACACGUACUCCGGGUUAUCUGUCUUUUUACAUGACUCCUAUGUAUAAAGAAUUUUUACAACGAGGUCAA